UUGGCACAGCCGUUAAUCAGGAGUAAGGUGUUGUGUUGACGGUGGAGCAGCAGAUGUCAGCAGAGAGCCUCCCCCCCCCACCCCCCUCCUCUCUGCACAUCAUCUCUUUUCCUGCCACAAAAUGAUGCCAAUAUUUUCAUCAAAAUCUCAGUCCUACCUCUUCACCGCGAUCAAAGAAGAAGCUCUACAGCGGGGUGUGAAGAGCACAAGCAGCCAACAUGUCUGAUGGAAAGAAAAUGACGUCCAGCCGCAGGCAUCAUCUGAAGAGCCUGAUGCUUCAGAUCGCCGCCGGCUGGAUCGAGCAGGAGAAGAAGGACAACAUCGCCGCCAAGGAGGCGUACAUGUCCGAGAACUGCCCCACCCCCGACCUGGGCGGAGACAUGGCCGCCCUGCAGGAACUGUGCAAGAAGCUGCACCAGGCCCUGGACAAGAUCGAUGAGGCGAGGUACGACUCCGAGGCCAAAGUGAAGAAGAGCGACCUAGAGAUUGACGACCUGAAGCUGAAGGUGGUGGAGCUGGCCGGAGUGAAGAAGCCCGCCCUGAAGAAGGUCCGUAUGUCCGCAGACGCCAUGCUGCAGGCUCUGCUGGGAGGAAAACACAAGGUGACCAUGGACCUGAGGGCCAACCUGAAGCAGGUCAAGAAGGAGGUCAAGGAGGAGUCGACGGACGCGCUGGAUUGGCGUAAGAACAUCGACGAUAAGGCCGACAGGAAGAAGAUGUUCGAGACUUCCUAAGAAGUUUUCCCGAAGGUGUGAGGAGGAGACGUGCGGCCCGAGGUCCGACAGAUUAGACAUUUUCCUUUUUUUAGUGAUAACUCCGCCCCCCGACAGACUGAAUCAACACCAAGUGACGCCAACGUGUACGUAGUUAAAAUGUCUGACAGAAAAACAGCAUUUCUUAAAUGUACAGGUUUUCAUGAAGUC
Eleginops maclovinus (Patagonian blennie) is the source of this 923-nucleotide messenger RNA. RefSeq names its product troponin I, fast skeletal muscle-like. Gene Ontology annotation, biological process: cardiac muscle contraction; skeletal muscle contraction. The record is from RefSeq and is a predicted model, not a curated record. Bases 219 to 734 code for a protein of 171 amino acids. Gene Ontology annotation, cellular component: troponin complex. The transcript has 7 exons. Lineage: Eukaryota; Metazoa; Chordata; Actinopteri; Perciformes; Eleginopidae.